This is a messenger RNA of Drosophila biarmipes, 1695 nucleotides long. RefSeq names its product esterase E4. The coding region runs from base 1 to 1695 and encodes 564 amino acids. The transcript has 3 exons. The record is from RefSeq and is a predicted model, not a curated record. Lineage: Eukaryota; Metazoa; Arthropoda; Insecta; Diptera; Drosophilidae.
AUGGCUCGUCUGCUUCAGAUACUCUGCACCCUUCUUGCGGUUUUGUUAGGUUCUACCAGUAGUGUUACCUUCGUUGGUGAUGAUCCUGUGGUAGAGCUCUCCUUGGGCAAAUUACAAGGUAGUACAAUGCAGAGCUUUACAGGCAAGACAAUCUACGCCUUCCGAGGCAUACGAUAUGCGCAGCCUCCCGUGUGGCAACUUAGGUUCUCCAAUCCUCUCCCAGCAACUAGUUGGGGUGACGAGGUGCUUAAGGCCACCUCCGAUUCCCUGGUUUGUCCACAACCAGGAAUCACCCUGCUCAUGAGUGAGGAUUGCCUUAAGCUAAAUGUUUUCACAAAGAACUUCGAGGAUAAGCUGCCAGUAAUCGUUUACAUCCACGGGGGAGCCAAUGUCCUGGGAAGUGGUCAAAGUGUCUACGAAGCAGGUCCCCAAUAUUUGCUAGACCAUGAUGUGGUUUUUGUGGCCUUCAACUAUCGCCUUGGAGCUCUGGGCUUUCUAAGCACCAACAGCAGCGAGGCGAAGGGAAACUUUGGCUACCUCGAUCAAGUGAUGGCUCUGGAAUGGGUUAGGGAGCACAUAUCCCACUUUGGUGGCGAUCCCGAGAUGGUGACUAUUUUGGGAAUGAGUGCUGGCUCCAUGGCAGUCAGCCUGCACCUGGCCUCGCCCCUUUCCGCCGGCCUCUUCCAUCGGGCAAUCCUCAUGAGCGGCUCGGCCACCAAUCACUUUGAUAUCGAUAACCUUUUCUGGACACGUAAGCUGGCUCGCGAACUGGGAUGUCCUAUGUACGAUCCCACGGAUGUGGUGGAGUGCCUCCGUAAUGAGACCUGGCCACGCAUUGUGGAAAUCUGCAAGGCAUGGGAAACCUAUCAGUUUGUAAACAUGAAGUGGAACUACGAGGUCGACGGGCACUUUCUAACCAGCCAUCCCACGGAACUUAUCGAGGAGGGCAAGUUUAACAGGGUUCCCUUGCUGAUCAGUUACACGGCCAACGAAUUGGACUUCACCGCCAAUGUUCACUUGGAAAAUGAGCCCUUACUCCAUGAUCUUGGCUCCAACUUUGUGGAGUACGCUCCGGAGUUGUUUCUCUACAGAAAAGAUUCCAUCAAAAGUCAACGACUCAAGGACUUUUACCUAAGGGAUAAUAUGACUGGUAUUAAUGCGGAAAACAUUGAGCAAUUUGGACGGAUCUUCUCUGAUGGCAUCAUAGGCCAUGGUGUGCAUCGCCUGGUCCACCUGGCUAGACCCUACACUCCAGUUUUUUACAUGCGCACGGAUUACGUGGGUGAUAGGAGUAUCUCAGCUCCUUUGGGCGAGGAUCAUAGGCCCCUGGGAGUGGGUCAUGCCGAUGAUCUACAGUAUGUGAUGCCGGGUCUUUGGUAUGGCACUAUAAUGCCAGCGGGUCACUCGGAUAUUUUCAUGAUGGAGCGUUUGACCAGCUGGUUUACACACUUUGCGAGAACGGGUACACCCCUGAACACCACCGAUAGCUGGCUGCCCUGCACCUCAACGGACCUGAAGAUGCUCUACAACGGGGUGGUGACCCAGGUGGGUUCACCCGGCUACUCCGAUCGAUAUGCCUUGUGGGACGAACUGUUUCCCACGCCCGCCGCGAGCGGAGGCGCUGCCUGGAAACCCGGCCUCGUAGUGGCCAUCGCCACUGGGCUGGCCUCCCGGCUCGGCGGAAAAUUAAUGUAG